This is a messenger RNA of Pecten maximus, 2232 nucleotides long. Its product is annotated as arachidonate 5-lipoxygenase-like. The record is from RefSeq and is a predicted model, not a curated record. The transcript has 17 exons. Gene Ontology annotation, molecular function: protein binding; metal ion binding; oxidoreductase activity, acting on single donors with incorporation of molecular oxygen, incorporation of two atoms of oxygen. Gene Ontology annotation, biological process: lipid oxidation; arachidonate metabolic process; lipoxygenase pathway. Bases 169 to 2124 code for a protein of 651 amino acids. Lineage: Eukaryota; Metazoa; Mollusca; Bivalvia; Pectinida; Pectinidae.
CAGCAAUGGCUAUCCUGGUUGUUUGGCCGUCACAGCGAUACCAACGAUACAGACAAGUGCAAAGAGUGUGCUUCAUCUGUAAAGUCUGACGUCAAGAAUGGACAAAACAACUUUUCAAAAUCAGCUGAACAAAGUGAUCAGUGUGUGUACAGGAUUUCUGUGACGACGAUGGACAGGAAAGGCGCAGGGACUGAUUCCAGUGUAAUAUGUGUCCUGUUAAACGAUGCCGGCCAAUCGUCCAAUCAGAUUGUUUUAGAUGCAUUUCUGAAAAAUGAUUUUGAAAGAGGCAAGACGGAUGAAUUUCAGAUAACUUCCAGUUUUCUAGAACAAGUAGACACGAUAGAAGUAUGGCAAGAGUAUGAGCCGUUCUCGACAAAUGAAUGGUUUGUAGAAGUUAUAAAGGUGUUCUGCGAGCCAUCUAACAAGACGUUUGUGUUCCCGUUUCUACGUUGGAUAAAGGGGAAUUGUCAUUAUAAGAUUCGCCAUCUUGACACGUCACUUCCGAAAGACGACCCUAACAAGGAACAGCGUCGUAUGGAGCUAAAUAAAGAAAAAGAGAAUUACCAAAUGGAGGUCAAGAUUCCAGGGCUUCCGGCAAAAGAGGUUACAGAGGACGAGAAAUUCUCCUUUGAUUACCAGUUUGAUAUAGUGAGGCUGUCUGCAGAACUGACUGUUAAGAGCAAGAUUGUACAUAUGACCACUGGACGAUGGGAGGACUUUGAUGACAUCUCAAACAUCUAUGUAGAGGAAAUCUUUACCAAACCAUCCCCUCUGGUGAAGAAAAUCUGGGACACUGAUGAACAUUUUGGGUUUCAAAGACUUGGUCGACUCAACAACACGCUGAUCACACUCUGUACCGAGAUCCCAAGCAAACUGGCAGUCACCGACGAGAUGUUGCUACCAUUCCUGGAAGGUGAAACGGUACAAGAUGUGAUAGCCCAGAAGAAACUUUUCUAUGUCGAUUUGGAAUUACAAGACGGAAUCCCAACCAGACCAGAAUACAAGGUGUGUGCUCCAAUCGCCUUAUUCUAUCACAACGACCAAGAAGCGAGCCUGGUCCCAAUAGCGAUUCAACUGAAACAACAACCAGCUGAUGACAACCCAGUUUUCCUACCCUCCGACCCGCCCUAUACGUGGCUUUUCGCCAAGAUGUGGUACAACAAUGCAGAUACAUGUUACCAUCAGGCCAUCACACAUCUAGGUUUCACCCACUUGUUGAUGGAGGGGUGUGUACUCGCCACACAUAGAAACCUGUCUCACUCCCAUCCUAUAUUCAAACUGCUGGCGCCCCACUUCAUCUACCUCGUGGCAAUCAACGGAUUUGCACUUGAGACGUUAAUUAAACCGGGAGGGUCUGUGGAUAAGUUCAUGGCUGCGGGAACUGUUGGCGUGUUCGAACUCAUCAAACGAAAGCUGGCGGUGUGGCGGAUGGACGAGGACGGGACCCUACCCGUAGAACUGGAGAAGAGAGGGGUGCUGGACGACAAUGUACUGAUAGGGUACCACUACAGAGAGGAUGCUCUACCACUGUACGACGCCAUAAAACACUUCGUCACCAAAUAUGUCGGUCUCUAUUACGACAACUCAGAAACCUAUGUUGGGGACCACGAGAUCCAGGCCUGGGCCCAGGAGUUAGUCAAACCUCGUUCACAGGGAGGAUGUGGUCUUCUGGGCGUUCCUGGUGAUGGCAGUAUUACCAAUGAAUCUGACCUUGCAGUAAUAUUGACCAGCAUCAUAUUCACGGUCAGUGUGGGGCAUGCCGCGGCCAACUUUGCUCAGUACGACGAGUAUGGAUUUCCUCCCAAUUACCCAACUUUGAUAGAGGGCACACCCCCUGUUGACAAGACUCCUCUGACGGAAGCCUCAAUCAUAGAUGCUCUGCCUGAUAAGAGUACCACUUUUGAUGUGAUGACCAUUUUCAAAGUUCUCAGUGGCAUGGGGACAAACAAACUGGGGGAUUAUGAAGUCAAAUACGUGUAUGAUCCCAAAGCGGAGGCGGUCUUAGAGGAAUUCCGAAAGGAGCUUGAAGAUCUCAGCAACAGAGUGGAAUCACUAGAAAGAUUUAGAAAGGUUUCCUAUCCCUGGCUCAAUCCCGAUAUAAUUCCUAACUCUAUCAGCAUAUGAUCUACUUUGUCAUAUAGCUGCAUUCAAUUUCAUUUUACAUUUCAUUUACUCGAUAAAAGGUUAAACUAAUAUCGUAUGUACAUAGACAGGAAACUCCAUAGAGCUAUU